ACGUGGGUGGAAAUGGACGGCAACAUCCCCAGUGGGGAGAGCUUCGUACGCCAGUUCUUGCACGGCCAAGGAUUCUUCAAGAAGGAGCUCGGCGUGACCUGCAAGGAGUUCUGGCUGCCCGACACCUUCGGUUACUCCCCCCAGAUCCCCGGCCUCAUGAGGCAUAUGGGGCUGUCGCGGUUCCUGACGCAGAAGAUGAGCUGGAGCUUCGUUAACAAGUUCCCCCACCACAACUUCACCUGGCGGGGCAUCGACGGGUCUGAGGUCCUCGCGCACUUUCCUCCGGGGGAGAGCUACCACAUGGACUGCACGUGAGUUGCUCAGGUUUAGCCUUCUAUGAUUGAUAAUUGUUGGCCUGUAUUAAUAAGAAUGUAAAGGGAUCAUGAGAACAAAUUGACGCAAGUGAUCCAAGAGAAGCUGGAAAUAUUCCAAUUAGGAUUUAGAAUUUUUUCAGGCAUUGGGUCGAACACUAACACACUUAAACAACUGAGCCUCAUCAAGGGCUGUGAGUUAAAAAAGAUUUUUCCUAGAAAUUCACUUAAUAUAAGAACAGGAAAUUUGAAAAUUGAAUGAAGGCCGAGUGAUUAGUA
Hyalella azteca is the source of this 590-nucleotide messenger RNA. RefSeq names its product alpha-mannosidase 2C1-like. Gene Ontology annotation, biological process: oligosaccharide catabolic process; mannose metabolic process. NCBI's taxonomy places the organism in Eukaryota, Metazoa, Arthropoda, Malacostraca, Amphipoda, Hyalellidae. Gene Ontology annotation, molecular function: alpha-mannosidase activity. The transcript is spliced from 2 exons. The record is from RefSeq and is a predicted model, not a curated record. The coding region runs from base 13 to 315 and encodes 100 amino acids.